Callorhinchus milii (elephant shark) is the source of this 3023-nucleotide messenger RNA. RefSeq names its product major facilitator superfamily domain containing 10 (gene slc75a1). Lineage: Eukaryota; Metazoa; Chordata; Chondrichthyes; Chimaeriformes; Callorhinchidae. The record is from RefSeq and is a predicted model, not a curated record. The transcript has 13 exons. Gene Ontology annotation, biological process: transmembrane transport. The coding region runs from base 310 to 1713 and encodes 467 amino acids. Gene Ontology annotation, cellular component: brush border membrane. Gene Ontology annotation, molecular function: transmembrane transporter activity.
CAGUCCCAGGGCUCCCAGGGCUGCUGCUGCUGCUCCUGCAUUCAAACGCAUGCGCUGCUGUUUUUGAUGAAAUGUGACACUGCUUCCUGAUUCUCUGGUUUCAGAGGAGAAAAGGGAGACCGGAGAAGCGAUUCAGCCAGGAAUCGGGAGCAAACAAAGCAGCAGGAAUCGAGUCAAACAGUUCACUCCUUCAGUGCGAAAACAGGGACUUCGCCCUCCUCUGUCCUGAUCGUAAAAAGCCUCAAAGAAUGUGAAGCUGGGAAAAAAAAAGUCUUGAAUCUUAUUUCCUUGUAAAUUCUCUGCAUAAACAUGGAGAGAAACGAGGAGCAGAGCCACACUGAAGAGAGCAGCCAACUCGAGAGCAGAUCAAAGGCCAACCAGGAUUCCUCGCGUGUCAUUACUAUUGUCUUUUUGGCACUUCUCAUUGACCUGCUUGGAUUUACUCUUAUUCUGCCACUCUUUCCCUCCAUGCUGGAUUACUAUGGCAAGACUGACCGUGGAGGCCUUUACCAGUCUAUGCAGCACUCCGUGGACUGGUUUGCUGACGUGAUUGGGGUUCCGUCUGAAAGAAAGUAUAACAGUGUCCUUUUUGGCGGGCUGAUCGGAACCAUUUUCUCCUUGUUGCAGUUCCUCUUGUCCCCGGUGACUGGUGCUGCUUCGGAUUAUUUUGGCCGGAGACUGUUAAUGAUGCUGACUACAGCUGGAUUGAUUGCUUCUUAUGCACUGUGGGCUAUUUCCAGGAACUUUGGCCUUUUCCUUCUCUCUCGAGUUGUCGGGGGAAUGAGCAAAGGGAACGUCAGCCUGUCCACAGCCAUCAUUGCAGACCUGCCAUCACCACAGGCUCGUAGUAAAGGAAUGGCAAUGAUUGGCGUUGCUUUCUCUCUCGGCUUCACCAUUGGGCCCAUGAUGGGGGCCUACUUUGCUUCAAACGCUGGGAAAGAUGAGGCAUUCUUCCUGCAGCCGGCACAGUUGGCAUUGAUGUUUGCAGUGUCCGACUUGCUCUUCAUCUUCUUCUUCCUCCCUGAGACACUCCCCAAACACAAACGGGUCUCCUCAGUCUUGUCCAGAUUUCAGGAAGCCAUAGACCUCCUAAGUCCAGUAGCACUCUUUCAAUUCUCCGCUGUCCAACGACGACAGAAAGACUCUCGCUCUUUAGAAGGUGUAAAGAACCUUAAAGUUCUGGGACUGGUGUAUUUCCUUUACCUGUUUCUCUUCUCUGGCCUGGAGUACACACUCGGCUUUCUCACUCAUCAGCGAUUUCAUUUUAACAGCAUGCAGCAGGGCAAAAUGUUUUUCUUUGUUGGGAUCACAAUGGCAAUGAUUCAAGGAGGAUAUGCUCGAAGAAUCAAACCCGGAGAUGAAAUUAAGGUUGUGAAGAGGGCAUUUUUCCUGCUAAUUCCAGCUUUUAUUCUGAUUGGUUGGGCCAAAAGAGUGAUCGUCCUCUACAUCGGACUAUUCCUCUAUUCCUUUGCUGCUGCUGUAGUUGUCCCGUGCCUGUCCACACUCGUGUCAGCGUUCGGUGGAGCCGAUCAGAAAGGAACCACAAUGGGAAUUCUUCGCAGUUUGGGAGCUCUGGCACGAGCUCUAGGACCAAUUGUCGCAGCGACUGUUUAUUGGCUCGCAGGAGCGGAAGUCUGCUUCACUGCAACCAGCGCCUUCUUUCUCAUUCCAAUCGGCCUCCUUACAGUUCCAAUUGCAAAGAAAAUGGAGUAACCAAGUUAGAAGCGAAAAGUCCAGGACCAAACUAAGUGAACCAACAGUGGGAAACCACUGUUAUCAACCUUAUUGUCAAUAUGGAAUAAACCAGAAACAUAUUGCUCCUUAUGCUGUUUGUUAUGAAAUGGGUAAUUUACUUAUAUACUUUAUUUUGUUGUUAUUGUUAUUGUUACUCCAAAAACAAGCAACACAAUGCAUUCACUCCUGGACUGGAGUAACUGAGCAGAGAAAGCUGAGUCAACUCCCCAACUGUAGCCACUGCAUUCUGCUUGUCAACUAUAUGAAGUAAAUGAAUAUCAGGAAAAACACACAUUUUAAAUAGCAAUAUGUUUGUUUGUUGGUGUGGUAUUCGGAUGGUGGGAAGAGAAAUUAAUGGUUUAAAAUGUAUGCAAAGGAUUAUUUUACAGCUUCACUAUGUUUUUCCUUCUCUCACCCCUGGUCUGUUUUGUAAGAGUCUCAGCUCUGCCAUGUAUCUCUGGCCUGACUGGGAGUGCAGGGAUGCAAACUAUUUUCAGGCUCUUCCUAUGUCACUCAAACCAAUAAAAUGUGUGAGGUUGGUAUAGGUUGCAUCUCUCUCUCUGUGUCUCUGAUUUAUUAACUAAUUCUCUCGUCUGUUGAGGUUAAGGUGUUGCUUCAUUUUUGUUUAGCCUUGACCACCACCUUCCUGCUGCCGUCUCUCCAUGCACCAGCCGUGCCUUUGAGUAUUUAGUCACUAGAAUUGUAAUUUUCAUUAUUUUUUGUUACCUGAAACCUUAUUCUGACCACCCAAGAAAGUAUUUUAUAUUAUAAUCUGCUCCACAUUCUUUCAGCUGUCCUUAGUGGACUUGGUAAAUCUGUCUUUCUAAUGGUGUACUGUACAUUUUAAUCAAUAUAGGAUAUGUUGUCUCUGUAAAUUCUUGGGAGAAUCCCACUAUAAGCACACAUCAGCAGUCAUCAGACAUACCAGCACAAGGAAUUUCUUACUUUAUAUUUUGAGUCUGCAGCCAAACCCAAAUGUGUGAAGAAAACUUUACUCCUGAUGCUGUCAAUAUGGAAUACACCAGAAGCAUAUUGCUCUUUAUGGCUGUUUGUUAUGAAAUGGGUGAUUUACUUAGAUACCAAAUAACAGACUAGGUUAAAGGUUAUAAAGGUUAGAGCAAUUGAACAAUCAGUCACCUUUGUCUCCUUCUUUCAAACUGAACAUUUUGCAGGUACUGUAAUUGAAUGUGGAUAUCAUCUUUUGUGCAGCUAUUCUAUAUACUGUAUUUUGGCACCACAGAUGCAUUGUUUUAUAUACAUUUUCAAAUAAAGAUUUACCAUUUUUUCUA